AAUCAGCGGGAUGCGGUGUACUCGUCGGUACACUCGGGCUUGAUAAGCCCCCGAGAACUGGACGGAAAUGGGGGAAUAUGAGGCUUUGUUUGUUGUGAAAAAUUGUGUACCCAUUUGGGUGGUCCCUGCCAAUAACUGGGAGUUGUGUGCUUGAUUUUAGUGGAAUCAUUGUUGGAAACCAAAAAAUGUCGUAUAAAUAUUUAAGCCUCGAUAAGGGGGAACUUUAAUUUAUUCCUUCACUGUUCUGUUUUUGAAGUGAUUUUGAACACACAUCUAUUGCUGCAGUUCGAGGGCGGGUGCAUGUGUGCGUAAGUGUCGUCUGUGUGUGUUUGUGCGUGAUUUUGUUGCUAUUACUAAUGCAGCAACGUUGUUGCAUUCGUUGUAAUGUCCAUGGAAACCCCUAAGAGUAAACUACAUAAAUGUUGCAUUUCGUGGUGAUGCAGCAGUCCGUGAGAGAGGAGAAGAAGGAUGAGGGAGAAGUGGGCGCAGCAAUUACGAGUGCGUGGUUGGUGUGUUCGGUUCGGCAUGAAGCGAGACGACUUUGCCAAAGGAGGAAUAAGGAAGCAGAGCGAACUUUUAAUCAAUAGAUAUAUAAACACACGCACACACAUGCACCCAUCUACUCACGAAGUCACACACAGGGCGAGGGAGCAAGCGAAAGAGAGAGAAAGAGCGAAUUCAGAGAGCGAAUAGGACAAACAAAGGCAACAAUAAUGGGAGCAACAACAACAACAGUUAUACUUUUAAAACAGCAAGGCAGUGCGCGCAUAGGGAGCAUACAGAGAGAGAGAGAGAGAGAGAGUGAGAGAGUUUCCAGGCCAGGCCAGAGAGCGAGCACGCCUGUUACCGUUACUGUUGUUCUUGUUGCUGGAUGGAGAAUAGGAUGGGGGAUGGCAUGGCUGCUGCGGCAGGCUGGCAGGAAGAGGAAGACAAGUGAACAAAAUUGCUAUUGCGCUGCCCAGGCCGCAGCAGCAUUAAUAAGAAGGAAGGAAUAAAGGCGGAGACGCCAAACAACAGCUUUUUUAGGGUGUGCAAAAUAAAAGUGUAAAACGCGGUAAAGCAAGUCCAACAUGCAAUAAAAUAAUGUUUAACUAAAGUGCAUGAAUGUGGGCGUACAUGAGGCAACGGCAACCUACUUAUUGAGUAAUUAAGGCCAUGCCCACACAUGGGCAUGCGUACGCCCACACAUACUGCAUGUUAGGAUGUGUGUGUAUGCAGGAACCGUUUGGUUCAUUGAGGUGCCCGCUGAUGUGUGUGUGGUGUGUGAAAGGGAGACAGCGAGUGAAAAGUGUAAAUUUGUAGAUCGGUGAAGGCAAGUUCUAUUUAUUAAAGUGCACAACAAUUUGGAUUUGGUGUCAAGAGGUUAGGAAACGCCGCAGCCCCGUGAGCACGUAGAGCGUGUCAGAAGUGACGUCCAAACCCACCAACAACAAAAGGAACGGGGGGGAAAGCAGACACAAGAGGGAGGACACACACUCAUCUCACACUCGCAUACACACACGCUCAAGAGGAGUGCGAGAAAUCAAAGGAGUGCGAGAGAAAAACCGUUAGGGGCUGCCCAAGGGAAGAGCGAGAGUCGUGAAGGAUGGGCGACUAUCACGAGUUUACGGAUCAAUACAAGGUCCCGGUGAUAGCCAAGCUGCUCCAUGCCCUGCCCCACUACAACAUCACAUUCCACAAGAUCAACAGCACGUUCCGGCCCAACGAUGAGAUCUACCUAGAGAGUCUGGGCAUCCUGGGAUCGGUACCAGCGGCGCUACUUAUCGUCUCGCUGCUGGGACUACUCUUCUAUCUGAUGACCAGAUGCUGCGACCGGAAACCCCGCCCGGCCCACUCGAUAACCAGCCUGAAGGUGGCCCUCUCGAUUGUGACUGUGAUGUGCUGUGCCGCCAUCGGCCUGGGCCUUUACGGAAACGACGAUCUGCACAAUGGAUUGCUCGAGGUGCUGACCGCCGGACGGAAGGUGGACAAUCUUGUGACGACCAUCAGGAAUCAGACGCACAUACUGGAGAACACGCUGACGAAUCGCAUCAGGCCGCAGCUGGUGGAGCUGGCGGAUAUUUUCGAUCAACCGGUGUCCAAUCAGACGGCUCUAUCCAAGCUCUUUGUUUCGCUGAACAUUGUCCAGGGCAAUGUGACCUUGGCUACGAAUGCAGCCAGCGAUAUACGACGACCCCUGAUGGGCAUCUCCAUGACACACUUUCUGACACGCGGCGACCAGUGGGAACUGAUACGCUGGCCGGGCACAGUGGCUACCCUAGCCCUACUCCUUGUCCUUUGUGCUGUUCUGCUAGUGGGUGUGGCCAGGCACUCGCGAUGCGCCCUGAUACUCUUUAGCGUUUGCGGUCUGCUGGCCGUAACUGGCUCCUGGCUGAUGUCCGGCCUGUAUCUCUCCUCCUCGGUGGCUGUGGGCGAUCUGUGCAUAAGCCCAGCGGAUUUCCUGGUAUCCACGGCCCCCCGGGACCUGCCCACGAACGUGCUGCUGCACUACACCCAAUGCGAGCCGGGCCACACGAACCCGUUCACCCAGCGGCUGCGAGAGUCGCAGAACUCGCUGAACAAUGCCCGCAGUGCCAUGGCCACCGUGAUGAAGAUAUCCCUGGUGCUGUUCAAGUCCUCGGGCCUGCAGCCGAAGCUGGGAGCGGUGAAUGCAGAUCUUAAUAGCAGCGAACGGCUUCUGACCCAGCUGACGGCUCUGGUCGAUUGCAAGGCAGUGCAUCAUAACUUUCUGGCAGCCGCCCGGGGACUCUGCGAGGGAGGAUUGCUGGGACUGGUGCUGAUGCUGAUUGCCAGCUUCAUUGCGGCCAUACUGCUGACGAUUAUGGUGUGGGUGGACUCGCACACGUGGAUCUACAUACGCAAGCGGAACGACUAUGCCCAGGUGGAUGAGCCGUCAUAUAUAUCGCAUCCGGCACCGCAGAACCAUCAGCAGAUGAUGAACGCUGCCCGGACUUUGCCGCGCAAUCAUAAUGGGCACUUCAGCCCGCCGGUUAUCAGCGGCUCGCACACACUUCAGCAUCCCAGCAAGCGGCAGCAGCACGAGAUGAUGGCCCACGCACACAUCCAGCAGAACAUGCGGGCCAUGGGUACCCACACGCUGGGACGACUUCCGUCGCAUAAUCACAGCCCCACGCACAUGACUGGUCCCAAUAAUGCAGCAGCAGCCGCAGCCGCUUCCGCACUCGCCGCCAAUAUGCCGCCCACAACACAGGCCCAGGUCCAGGCCGCACAGGCGCAUGCCCAGCAGCAGGCCCAGCAACAGCACCAGCAGCAGCAACAGCAACAGCAACAAAUGGGAGGACCCCAACCCAUUUACUGCCAUCAUCCACACCAGCACCCACACCCGCAUCCGCACCAGCAUCAGCAUCCGCACUCGCAUUCGGCUGCCGCCGUGGCCGCUGCGGUCCAGCAUCAGCACGCCAUUUACCACCAGCAGCAGGCCCAAGCCCAGGCACAGGCCCAGCAAUAUGGCACAUAUACGACGGCGGCGGCGGCGGCGGCAGCGGCGGCCCAUCAUGCCCCGCAUCACCUGCCGCCGGGUCAGAGCCAGAUCUAUCAGCAGAUACCGGCCCAUCUGGCCCCUCAGCUGGCCGCCAAUGGGAAUCCGCAUUCGAUCUACCAGCCGCUGGUGGCCGUCAGCCAGGGCUCAAUUUAUGUUUCCAAUCUGGCCACGAUGCGACGGCAGAAUAGCCAGGCUGGACCACAGAUACCGGCCCAUCAUCAUCCGGGGGCAGUACCGCCACCCAAUCCCCACCAGCAGCAGCAACAUGCCCAGCCCCCGCCGCCGUCGCAGCAGCAGCAACAGCUGCACCAGCUCAAGUCGCCACAACAGCACCAGCCACAUCCCCAACAGCAGCAGCAUCAGCAUCCGCACCCGCACCCGCAGCAGCCCGAGUCGGAUGUAGUACCCAUUAGCACUGCAAUGGACACGGCCAUCUACGAUCGGGAUAAGCAGAUCUACAAGUGCUCCACCCUGCGGCAGGGCGGAAAGUUUGAUCCCAAGUACAAGCCCUCGAUACUGAAUUGUCCCUUGCCGGAGAUACCCAAAGAUGCGGAGCAGCCCAAGGUGGAGUCCAUCUACCAGCAGAAGCAGCAGGCGCAUCAUCAAAACUAUUCCAAGACCCUGCAGCGACCGCCGAUGAAGCUGCCGCCGCAGAUGAAAGCCAUUCCACCGCCCCGCAUUGGAACGCCCACAUCGCCACCACCGCCAUCUGCACAGCCCACGCAAAUGCUGAGCGAGAGCGGAGGAGCCGCCGUCGUGGGCCUCCAAAACGGUGGCCCCAACAACAACAGCGAGGACACAUCACUGCCACCGCCGCCGCUUGAGGCACAGACGGCACAUCAUGUGGAAGCGACUCCCCCCAAGGCCCGGAUGGGACAGGCGGCCAAUGGAAAGGCGGGCAACGGUCUGGCCCUACACAACGGCGGAGGAAGCGUCGCCACAGCGGCUGGAGUGGGCUCCACAGUGGAUGAUGAUGAUGAUCUACCGCCGCCGCCGCCAGCGAUAACCGACGAGAGCAACUAUGCGGUGACCGAGCUGUAAAAAGGAAUAGCAAUGGGAAUGGGAAUGGGAAUGUAAUUGAAAACGGGCUGGGAUGGGCUUGGGCUUGGGCAUGGGUUUUGGCGUCUUCCAGCGGACAUUACUUCUAGACUUUUUUGUAUUAUAGACACAUGGCGCGAGAAUGAGAUGGAUUAGAACAGAAAGGAGGUGGGGUGGGGUGGAAUUAGUGGCGACUGUUCCUGUUUCUUGAUUUGUUGCAUUUAUCGUAAUCGUAUCCUACAACCGGAAUCCUUCUUUGUGCAUCCUAUGCAAGUGAAAGCUAUUACGAUGGAUAGCCCACAAUUCGACUUUUGUAUAUACUAUACACUAGACAUUACGUAUAUAUCUAAAUCUACAUGGGAUAUAUAAAUAUAUACACUAUAAACGCACACAGACAGACCGACAAAACUCGUGCAUAUUUAGAUAUUUGACUUAUACUAUAUAUAUACCAUACUAUAUAUAGAACAUAUAUGUAACAUAUAUCAACGAUUUAUGAAUUCAUAUAAGUCUAUAAAGACACGGUUAUUCCUUUUUGAUAAUAGCAUAUUUUUACCAAUCGCUACAGAAACACUUUUUAAAAUUGUUAAAAGACAACAAUUUUAAAAAAAUUUAUUUAAAAGCCAAGAGACAGACAGCAAUUAUGGGGACAAGAAUAUUGUAAUAUACAACAUUAAUCUAUAAACAAAAACAAAAGGAUAAAUCUUCACCCAGAAAAUUAAGAUCGGGAUCGUAGUCUAUAAGUUCUAGGAAUCGAAAUGUAGUUGAAAGUUAGCAAACGUGUUUUUUUUAUGUACUUAUGGCACUUGUCGAGAGUCAAUUUUUAUCUAGAAACACGGGCCUCUGAAUCCAAAUGUGUGUGUGUGGAAGAUGUGGGGGCAAAUCCUUCAAUAUUCCUAUAUUUCCUUAAAGGAAAUCAAUAUUCCUUAGAUCUGUUGAUAUUUUUAAUAAUUAGUUAAUUCGUAUAUGUAUGUUCAGUUGUCGAAAAUGAUAAUCAAGCAAUCAUUCAACUAAUACUAUACUCUGUACAUUGCAUGGUAAAAAGAUCGAUUUCUCCUAUCAGUAAGCUCUUUCGAACAGAAUUUUGCAUUUAAACUGAUUCACUGAACUAUUUUAUAGUGCGUGAUGUGUGAUAACUAUUCUUAACUCUAGUCAUUCCAACAUUGGAAAUCUGAAUAUCCUGGGAAAAUCUGUUAACAUGACUCUUCGGGCUUCAAAUAGUGAAUAACUAAAGCCAGAUGUAAUUUAUUUUGAAUGAUUGAAUUAUUGAUUACUUUUAAAAGGUCACUCCAACAGAUAUUCCUUGCCCCCAUAUUUCCACGCAUCUCCAAGCAUUCGGUUCGGAUGGCCGGUGGUAGUAGGUAGUGCUCGACUCUGUCCUGUGUCUGGGUUGUGCGUCAGGUUGAUCCAACGAUUGCGGAUCGCCUGGGACUGGCUGGGGGUUGAAUCGAUUUAGGAACGGGCAGACAGACGAGACGAACGGAACGAGUAGACUUCGUUUGGAUUUGACCCCUGCGAUUUUAUUGUGUAUCUAACCUAAGCUUAACAUGGAAUGCAUUUAUUAAACAUAAACUAGCACAUAUGAAUAUACAACUAUACAACUAUACACACAGGAACACGAACAACCAACAAAUAAAUAUAUACAUUACAGUAUAGAUAUAUAAUUGGAAUAUAUAGUAGUACUAACUGUACAUUUAGUAGCUAAACGAAAGGCAGGAAGGGGAACGAGCCCAAGCAUACAUACAUAUAUGAAGUACGAGUAUAGCUUAAACCAAACGAAGACAAACGAUAACCAGAGAAAAACGAGAUUUAGAUUCUAGACGUGUCAUUGGAACCGAAUAGCAAUAUAUGAACUAACAGAACAGAUCAUAACAGAAAGUACUGCCCUCCCAACAACUAGUCUUUCCCCCAGAAACUGACAAAGAAGACACCAAUCUGCAAAGUUAAAUAGAUAUAUAUAUGAUAUAUAUUAAAUAUAGCUAGUUAUAUAUACAGACACACAAAUGCCUAUCAACUACGAGUAUACUGCAGCAAAAGCAACAGAAAAAGCAACAGCAAACCCGCAAAGAAUAAUCGAUCGAGUUGUGGGGAUAGAGUUCCUUUUAGAGGAAUUCCCCGAGUCAGAGUAGAGACCAGACCAGAGGCCAACGAAGCGACGAACGAGGCCAACCAACUAAGGCAACCCCGAACACUGCCCGAAACACACAGCGAAAGUUCACAACAUUUACAGAUAUAUUGAAUAGCUAUAUGCAUAGAUACUAAUAUACAUAUAUUCGUAAAAACAAACCUUCACUGAUAACCGAUCAGUGAUCAUAUUAUAUACACUAAAUCGCAAUGAAAUGAUCAAUUGUAAAAUAUUAACGAUGGAGUAGUACUCAAGACGAAAUUUACCCAAUAAUCUUAAUAAAAAAGAAACAAACACACACUGGAAAAAGAACGUUUUUAAAAGUAAAUAUGUAUAGAUCGUGUAAAGACAAAAAAAUGAACAAACUAAUCAAGUUUUUUUAUUCGCUUAUUAUACAAAUACAAACUACAUAUGUUAUACACAACCAAGCAAAAACAAAAAAAAAAACAAUCAGAAAAUUAUUUAAAAACGCAACCCCUUUUAGAGAGAUUGUAUGUAAAGCUCUUCUCCACCGGGGGGAGGUUUAAAAAAUCUUUAAAUUAAACACUAAAAAAAAACCGAACAGAAUCGAUUCGAACCUUAAUGGGGGAUCCCCCAUUCAGCCCCAAAAAAGAAAAAUAAAGGUACCAAGAAACGUGAACCCCCCGAGAAGAGAGAUCCAUUUGGUCUUGACCGUUUCGGACCUAGGUCGAAAUUACAUUCAAACAUAAAAUUAAUAUUAUACAUAUAUAUAUAAAUACAUAUAUAUAUAUAUAUAUAUAUAAUAAUAUUACAUAAUUAGUUCGUAAAUAUAUUUCUGUGUUAAAUGUUGUCAUCGUACGCGUUGUAGUUAUUACAAAACAAAAGAAGAAAAACAUAAAACAAACAAAAUACAGACAAAGCAAGGUUAUAAAAAAAGAUGAAGAAAAAGUCCGAAAACUGAAGAAUUCAAAAAUCGAAACAAAAUUAGCGAAAAUAGCGAAGGCUCAACGGCAGCAGCAAUAAGCAGCAAAAACAUAAGACAAGAUCCAGUUGUACAACAUAUGCAUACAUACAUAUAUACUUAUAUAACUAUUUAUAUAGUAUAUAUGCAGACAUAUAAUUAGUUAAAGAGAAUGUAAAGAACAGAGGCAAAAAAUGGAACCGCUUAGUUGCAUAUUAAACAAAAAAUUAAAUCUAACAAAUCAUAAGAAAAGUUUGAACACUCUUGUAAGGAAUAAAAAACGAAACAAAAUUUAUUUAAUAAGUGUGUGCCUCCAGAAAUCCGUUUCCCCCAGAAAAAUAUUCGGGAUGGCACCGAAAUGGGUGGGGCGGGGAGUCAAAAAUGUCUGGAUUGAAAAUAUUUUAUGCGCAGAAAUAGAAAACAAAAACACAAGAAACGAAUAGGGAAACGGAAAAAACAAGACAAAACCCCCCUGGAUGGAAACAUUUAUUUCAGAAGCAAGCAGCAACAAAUUAAAGCGC
Drosophila pseudoobscura is the source of this 8105-nucleotide messenger RNA. RefSeq names its product tweety (gene tty). Gene Ontology annotation, molecular function: intracellularly calcium-gated chloride channel activity; volume-sensitive chloride channel activity. The transcript is spliced from 8 exons. The record is from RefSeq and is a predicted model, not a curated record. Bases 1586 to 4543 code for a protein of 985 amino acids. Gene Ontology annotation, cellular component: plasma membrane. NCBI's taxonomy places the organism in Eukaryota, Metazoa, Arthropoda, Insecta, Diptera, Drosophilidae.